Molecule: messenger RNA, 379 nt
Organism: Phodopus roborovskii (desert hamster)
Lineage: Eukaryota; Metazoa; Chordata; Mammalia; Rodentia; Cricetidae
Product: 60S ribosomal protein L35a-like
Exons: 1
Coding region: 38-376 (112 amino acids)
Biological process (GO): ribosomal large subunit biogenesis; cytoplasmic translation
Cellular component (GO): cytosolic large ribosomal subunit; ribosome
Molecular function (GO): structural constituent of ribosome
Source: RefSeq, a predicted model, not a curated record
GGAGGCCUGCUGGAAACAGGACUUCUAAAAGGCAAAUAUGUCUGAAAGGCUGUGGUGCAAGGCCAUUUUUGCUGGCUAUAAGCGAGGUCUCCAGAACCAGAGAAAGCACACAGUUCUUCUUAAAAUUGAAAGUGUUUAUACCCGAGAUGAAACUGAAUUUUACUUGGGCAAAAGAUGUGCUUAUGUGUAUAAAACAAAAAGCAACACAGUGACACCCGGAGGCGGAGGCAAACCAAACAAAACUACAGUAAUCUGGGGAAAAGUACCUUGGGCCCAUGGAAACAGUGGCAUGGCUCAUGCCAAAUUCCAAAGCAACCUUCCUGAAAAGGCCAUUGGACACAGAAUCCGUGUGAUGCUGUACCCUUCCAGGAUUUAAACU